AUGUUCCUGUGCGGGGGUUUGACAAGAUGCUCGCUUCGAAGAGGCAGCGGUACGCCGGAGACUGGCUUGCGCCUGAUCAAGAAGCUUAUGCAGAAAGACGUGCUGUAUCUUAUGGUGGCCAAUCUCCCUAGCCAGGGAGAGACACGGGAGUCUGUAGCUCAACUUGAGCAUAUGAUGGAGCAAGCUAGGGAUGGCUCUUACUGA
Penicillium canescens is the source of this 204-nucleotide messenger RNA. RefSeq lists its product as uncharacterized. The transcript is spliced from 2 exons. NCBI's taxonomy places the organism in Eukaryota, Fungi, Ascomycota, Eurotiomycetes, Eurotiales, Aspergillaceae. Bases 1 to 204 code for a protein of 67 amino acids. The record is from RefSeq and is a predicted model, not a curated record.